AUGGCCCCGCCAACCCUCUCCCUCCUCUCAGACCUCACACCACCCUCCCUCGAACGAGCAUGGCUCUCAGCCCCGCACCCCACCCUCCCCAUCGUCGCAACCUGCAGCUCCGACAAGACCGUGCGAGUAUACUCGCUCACGAACUUCAAGCUCCUCUCCACAAUCACAGGCGGCCAUAAGCGCAGUGUCCGCACCGCCGCCUGGAAGCCGCACGUACAAGGUGAAAGCGUGCUUGCAACGGGCUCCUUCGACGCCACAGUCGGCGUCUGGCGACGAUGGGAUAGUUAUGGGCGGACGGAAGGCGGUAGUGCCAGCGCCGGUGCCGAUGAUGCAUCCGCGUCUAACCCCGAUGCAGGGGAUAAUGACGAGGAAGAUGAGGAAUGGCGGUUCGCCGUGUUGCUGGAUGGCCACGAUAGCGAGGUCAAGUCUGUGUCGUGGUCUGCGUCGGGGAUGUUGCUUGCGACGUGUGCGCGGGACAAGUCAAUUUGGAUCUGGGAGGAUCUCGAUGACGGAGAUAACAAUUUCGAGACGGUAGCGGUUAUGCAGGAGCAUGGGGGUGAUGUGAAGUGUGUUGCGUGGCAUCCCGCGGAGGAGUGUCUUGCGAGUGGUGGCUAUGAUGAUACGAUCCGGGUUUGGCGGGAGGAUUUGGAUGAUUGGGGUCAAGUUGCGUGUAUUAAAGCGCAUAGUGGCACGGUGUGGUUCCUGGAUUGGGAGAGUGUGGACAAUGUGCCAUUGACUUCUUCUUCAUCAUCAGCAGAUGAGGGCGCAGAGCUAGUGAACCAGUGGCGCGAGCAGCAUGCCUUAUCUGGCCCCCGUUUGCUUUCUUGCUCAGAUGACCGAACCGUCCGGAUCUGGCGCCGCUUGCCAAAAGAAAACGGAAGCCCUGGCUUGAACUCGUCUGCAUCAACCGGAAUCCCGAGUAUCAUCCGGCCAACUGGAUCAGAUGAGACAUGGGAGGAAGACGCAGUGCUGCCCCACGCACACGAACUGGCCGUAUACGCCGUGGCGUGGAGUCGACGCACCGGAAUCGUCGCAUCCGUCGGCGCCGAUGGACGAAUUGUGCUAUACGACGAGCGAAUCGUCAACGCACCCGCGUCUGACGCAGAUGCCAUGGAAACCGAGUCUACGAAGAAGCCAUCCGUGCAGACAGAAUGGUCUAUUCUUGCGGUUGUGGAUGGCGCACAUGGCAUCUAUGAGAUCAACCAUGCUGCUUGGGCGAAGCGAGCGGAUCGAGGGUCUACGGAGGGUCAGGAGGAAGAGGUUUUGGUGACAACUGCGGAUGAUGGGAGUGUGAAGGUGUGGACGCUUCAGCGGUGA
Penicillium subrubescens is the source of this 1317-nucleotide messenger RNA. RefSeq names its product iron-sulfur cluster assembly protein CIA1 (gene cia1). Lineage: Eukaryota; Fungi; Ascomycota; Eurotiomycetes; Eurotiales; Aspergillaceae. Gene Ontology annotation, biological process: iron-sulfur cluster assembly. The transcript has a single exon. Gene Ontology annotation, molecular function: protein binding. Gene Ontology annotation, cellular component: cytosolic [4Fe-4S] assembly targeting complex. The record is from RefSeq and is a predicted model, not a curated record. Bases 1 to 1317 code for a protein of 438 amino acids.